AUGGUGUUGAAAGUUUGUACUCACUCAGGAUCAUUCCAUGCGGAUGAAUCUCUCGCAGUUUAUAUGUUAAGGCUCUUGCCUAAAUAUGCUGACAGUGAAUUAAUCAGAUCAAGAAAGCCAGAAGAUUGGGAAGCAUCAGAUAUUGUUAUUGAUGUUGGUGGAAAAUAUGACGGUGUUAAGUUUUUUGACCAUCACCAACGUGAAUUUAGCGAAACCUUCUCAGAAAAAUUUAAGACCAAGUUAUCAUCUGCAGGUCUUAUCUAUAAGCAUUUCGGUAAGGAGAUUAUUUCUCAUCACUUAGACUUAUCUAUCCAGGAUGCUAACGUUGAAUUGCUUUACUUGAAGAUUUACAAAGAGUUUAUUGAAGCCUUGGAUGCCAAUGAUAAUGGGAUUGAUAACUAUAGCAAGGAAGCUGAGGCCUCUAAGAAAUUCAAUGACAAAAAUAUUACCUUGCCAUCUAUUGUGUCUAAAUUGAAUCCAUCAUGGCUCGUAGACCCUACUGAUGCUGACUAUGACGCUGCAUUUACCACUAGUUCUCAAUUAAUGGGAACUGUUUUUGUUAACUUACUCGAUGGAUAUGGUAAAUCAUGGCUCCCAGCUAAAAAUUUCGUUUCCCAAGGUUUCGAAUCUAGAUUUGACGUUGACAAGUCAGGUAAGAUUUUAGUAUUAGAAAAAUUCUGCCCAUGGAAAGAACAUUUGUACAGCAUUGAAAAGGAAAAUGGCAAGGAAGGUGAAAUCGAGUUUGUCUUAUUCCAAGAUUCUUCCUCCAAAUGGAGAAUCUCUACUGUUCCUGUAACUUCUACCUCAUUUGACUUCAGAAAGGGUUUAUUAGAACCAUGGAGAGGUGUUAGAGACCAAGCGUUAAGCGACUUGACUGGUGUUCCUGGGUGUAUUUUUGUGCAUGCUGCUGGAUUUAUCGGGGGUGCUGAAACCAAGGAAGCAGUUAUCGAGUUAGCAAGAAAAAGUUUGUAG
Messenger RNA from Dujonia railenensis, 972 nucleotides. The record is from the annotation of a GenBank genome assembly. Lineage: Eukaryota; Fungi; Ascomycota; Pichiomycetes; Serinales; Debaryomycetaceae.